CACUCGACCACGCCCUACACACCACUCCACGGCGACCAGUGGGGAUUCACGCGCCGCGACCUGAGCCGUAGCGGGAUCCGCGGCGAGGGCCAGGCGGGUUGCGGCGCGAUCGACGGCGGGCUCGGCUCGGCGUGCGCGGCGACGACCUAGUGGAGGCGGGGAUCGGCGACGGCGGCGUGACGGACGGCGGGGUGCUUAGGUUGUCUUGUUAGAAUUACCUUCUUUUCCCUUGGUCACUGAGCAACCUUCAUGAUGAACUCUGGAUGGUGAAGGAAUUCAGGGGGUAGAGAAAUACCACGAUGGCUGUUAGGAGUUUCUGUGCUGCUCUUGUCCAAAUACUCUUCUGUUUUAUUCUCUGUCAGCUUUGUUAUGGCACAGUAAGUGAUAUCCAAUGCCUGAAAAAGCUGAAGGCAUCAGUUGAUCCGAACAAUACGUUAGAGUGGACAUUCAAUAACAAUACCGAAGGAUUCAUAUGCGGAUUUAACGGUGUGGAAUGUUGGCAUCCCAAUGAAAAUAAGAUUCUUGGUCUUCAUCUUGGCAGCAUGGGUCUUAAGGGCCGAUUCCCUGAUGGACUUGAGAAUUGUAGUAGCAUGACAUCCCUGGAUCUCUCAGGCAAUAGCCUUUCUGGCCCGAUCCCGGCAGAUAUCUCGAAGUUGCUGCAAUACAUUACAAACCUUGAUCUAUCGUAUAAUAGCUUCUCAGGGGAGAUUCCGGAAGCACUAGCUAACUGUAGUUAUCUCAAUGCUGUCAAUUUGCAACAUAAUAAAUUGACUGGAAUGAUCCCAGGGCAGCUUGCUUCUCUUAGUCGCCUAAUCCAGUUUAAUGUUGCCGACAAUGAAUUGUCAGGGCAGAUUCCUUCGUAUUUGAGCAAAUUUCCACCCUCCAAUUUUGCAAAUCAAGACCUUUGUGGAAGGCCUCUGAACAAUGAUUGCACUGCCACUUCAAGUAGUCGUACUGGGGUAAUUGUUGGUUCUGCUGUUGGUGGUGCAGUUAUAACUUUAAUAAUAAUUGCUGUUAUUUUAUUCAUUUUCUUGCGGAAAAUGCCUGCAAAGAAGAAGGAAAAGGUUGUAGAAGAAAAUAAGUGGGCCAAGACUAUUAAGGGAGCAAAAGGAGUGAAGGUAUCGAUGUUUGAGAAAUCAGUUUCAAAGAUGAAGUUGAAUGAUCUCAUGAAAGCAACAGGCGAUUUUACAAAGGAAAACAUUAUUGGAACUGGUCGAUCAGGAACUAUGUACAAAGCUACACUUCCAGAUGGUUCAUUCCUUGCUAUCAAGAGGUUGCAGGACACUCAGCAUUCGGAGAGCCAAUUCACGUCUGAGAUGUCAACACUUGGAAGUGUAAGGCAACACAACUUACUUCCUCUUUUGGGAUACUGUAUUGCUAAGAAAGAGAGGCUUUUGGUGUACAAGUACAUGCCCAAGGGUUCUCUUUAUGAUCAUUUGCACCAAAAUAGCAGUGAGAAAAAAGCAUUAGAAUGGUCACUGAGGCUAAAAAUUGCCAUUGGGACUGCUAGAGGAUUGGCGUGGCUUCAUCACAGUUGCAACCCCCGAAUUCUUCAUCGGAACAUUAGUUCUAAGUGCAUAUUGCUCGGUGAUGACUAUGAGCCUAAGAUUUCUGAUUUUGGUUUGGCAAGGCUUAUGAAUCCCAUUGACACCCACCUGAGCACAUUUGUAAAUGGUGAGUUUGGUGACUUGGGGUAUGUAGCUCCUGAAUACACACACACCCUUGUGGCCACUCCAAAAGGGGACGUUUAUAGCUUUGGAGUUGUCUUGCUUGAACUCGUCACUGGUGAAGAGCCCACACAUGUGUCAAAUGCCCCAGAGAACUUCAAAGGGAGUUUGGUGGAUUGGAUAACAUACCUAUCAAACAACUCUAUACUUCAGGAUGCGAUUGACAAGUCCUUGAUUGGGAAGGACAACGAUGCUGAGCUGCUUCAAUGCAUGAAGGUUGCGUGUUCUUGUGUGCUUUCUUCUCCAAAGGAAAGGCCUACAAUGUUUGAAGUUUACCAGCUUCUGAGAGCUGUUGGAGAGAAAUAUCAUUUCAGUGCUGCUGACGAUGAAUUGACAAUGCAACCUCAAAACGCCAAUGCUGAAGAUGAACUUAUUGUAGCAAACUAGGUGAAUUUCUAUGAUGAAGGGAUGCUUGUCAGAUACGAAAGGUACUAGGAGUAAUUGUUACAUGGGAAUAAUCAGAUAGAUUUGAAAGCAAAACGUUCUGUAUCUUAUCUUUUAAGCUGGCUGCCUUACCCUAGAAUCAACCUCUGCUGUUCACGUUCUGUACAUCCUUGCUUUGUUGUGUAUCUUCAGGAUUGGUGUCGUGUUGUAAGAUGGAUCAAUUGUAUCUGCGUCCAAACCUUUAGCUAUAGUGGUUGCUCUAGUAAUGUGAAACAAUGUUGAUCAAUCGUUAGUCUGCAGUUUUGUGCUGCCUUCUUUUUGCUCUUAUUUUGACGGUCUUUUAUAUUGGAGUUACAUGAUCAGUGUUGAUCAGUGUUUGUUGUGAGCGCAGCAUUUGACAGAUAUGGGCUGGGACCUGGGCAGCUGUAUUUGUAAGAUGAUUUCCCACUGUAGUCUUUUACAUAGGAAGAGCAAUGUAGUCAGAAUGGUACCAUGAA
Molecule: messenger RNA, 2608 nt
Organism: Phragmites australis (common reed)
Lineage: Eukaryota; Viridiplantae; Streptophyta; Magnoliopsida; Poales; Poaceae
Product: probably inactive leucine-rich repeat receptor-like protein kinase At5g48380
Exons: 3
Coding region: 300-2114 (604 amino acids)
Biological process (GO): protein phosphorylation
Molecular function (GO): protein binding; protein kinase activity; ATP binding
Source: RefSeq, a predicted model, not a curated record